Molecule: messenger RNA, 714 nt
Organism: Lathyrus sativus (Indian pea)
Lineage: Eukaryota; Viridiplantae; Streptophyta; Magnoliopsida; Fabales; Fabaceae
Source: the annotation of a GenBank genome assembly
AUGUCUGAAAUUGUUAUCAACAAUUUAUUUGAGGAACAUAAUCCCACACAAAUGGGGUUCAUUCCUUUCUCAACAAACCUAACUUUCCCUUCUUUUGGUUGCAAUAAUCAAUCUUUGAAAGCUUUCACUUCCAUAGCUUCUUCACUUACAUCUGAAAUAUCAUCAGAUUCUACAUCACAAACCCUACUCACAACAACCAAUCCUCCAAAACCAAAAGAGUAUCUCACUUCAACCUUUGAAGCUGGAACUACUCAAUUCCUAUCCUUGCAUAGAUCCACUCUAAAUCCAUGGGCAAUAUUAGGAGGAGGAGUAGGUGAUCAUUACUUCAAUGAUAAUAAUGAUAAGAGAAGUGGAGUAGUUCAUGAUAAUUAUCAUUUGGGGGUUUGUUCUAGCAUGAAGAUGAAGAAAAUGAAGGGAAGAAAGAAAGUGAGAGAGCCUAGGUUUUGCUUCAAGACACUGAGUGCUGAUGUUGAUGUCUUGGAUGAUGGUUACAAGUGGAGAAAGUAUGGACAAAAAGUUGUAAAGAACACACAACACCCAAGAAGCUAUUAUCGUUGCACACAAGAGAAUUGUCGUGUAAAGAAACGUGUGGAGCGUUUAGGGGAAGAUCCAAGGAUGGUAAUAACCACAUAUGAAGGGAGACAUGUACACACUCCAUCAAAUGAUCUUGAAGAAUCUCAAAAUAAUUCUGUGUUUGACAAUUUCUUAUGGUAG